AUACACCUGAACAAACAACACAACCUACAGUCAGACACAAGCAUGACAAUGAUCACUAUGGAAACUCCUGGUUGUUUGUUACAAUAUUCUAAUUUCGCUCAGCAGCCAGUGGUUAUAUUACAUUUGAAACAAAAUGUUCUGGGGAUUCAGCGAAGCAUUGGACCUUUUCGAGGAAUAUCGCAAGAUUCAAAACGCUGCAGAAGAGGAACCAACUGAACUCAACAUUUUGUUGUUUGGAUUAGGUGAUCCACGGCAUGUGCUGAAGAGCGCCGCAAAGUCCUUCAAACAUGGUACAAAACUAAACUUUUUCCUUCUGGAAGGAUGUUUGGAGUUGGUGGCUAGGAACCUUUUGUUGAUUAGUAUUGCGUUGGAAAAUAAACAACAAUUGUCGGUGAAAGGCAAGACACAUCUGUUUAUGGACGUUUUUGGAAACACGUUAUUGCGGCCAUUCUCUACUACCUACAUCAAUGCUAAGGCUAAAGUGCUGACAAAAUUGAUUACGGAUGACGAUUUUGCUAAACUUACAGCGCCAGUAUUUUCAUUCAACGACCUCAAAUAUAAACAGCGUGACCACUUGGAAAAUGUGUUCUAUUUCUGGACUAAUCGGGAAAAACAUGUGUUUAAUGUGGCACACUACUGGGACGCCAGGGUUCGUGCAAUGUUAGAAGCUAGAUAUGACCACAAGAUGGGUGCCUUCGAUUGGGAUCUGCACAUGAGACUACGAGAAAACGGAGCUAAACAAAUAUGUCCACAAGAGUACAAGCAUUGGCGAGAUACAGGAGUUGCAUUUACUUUCCCAGAAUAUGAACAAAGCGAUCCGAACAAAACAAUCGCAGUUGGACUGAGUAGGAACGGUGACAGCUUCAUGCAUCGUGGCGUUGUCGGAGAUAUCACCACAGGGCCUUACAUUUCGUUUGGGAUCAAAUGUCCAGAAGAUAAAUUGGCCCAUUCGAUGCAUGGAGUGAACGAUUUUAGAUCGACUGAUAUAACUGAGCGAAAUGUCUUUGAAAUUAUGCACGAAAUUCAGGAGAAGCAAGAUUACAUUCUGGACACGAACGAUAUUCACAAAUACGGAUCUUAUGUUUUGGACACGGGUAAAAACAUGAACAAAGAUCACCCCCGAACUGAAACGCCAGAUGCUUGUAAAUACGACCAGCCUUUCAUACCAACUGAGCAAAUUAAAAUCAACUUUCUCUCAAUCGAUGAAGUUCUGAAACUACAAACCAGACCAGCUCAUCGAGCAAAAUACGAUGUCGUUGUGAUAGCAAGUAACUAUUUAUCCUUCUUAAAAGAGGAUUUUCCUGAGCUUUUCAAAGAUCUUUGCCUGGUUUGCUUUGAAACUUGCCAGUUCACAACUUUUCAUAAGGACGAAAUAACAAAAUUCAAUACUCGAAUUAAAGACUACGCUGCAACUUGCUCGCUCAAGCUGCUAACCAAUUUCGCCAUCAAUGUACCCCAUUCCAUUAUUCGAUACAGGAAUAUUUCUCAAACGCAAUAAAAAUAUCC
Topomyia yanbarensis is the source of this 1506-nucleotide messenger RNA. It is a transcript of the gene Dnaaf3, whose product is annotated as dynein axonemal assembly factor 3 homolog. NCBI's taxonomy places the organism in Eukaryota, Metazoa, Arthropoda, Insecta, Diptera, Culicidae. Gene Ontology annotation, biological process: motile cilium assembly; axonemal dynein complex assembly. The transcript has 2 exons. The record is from RefSeq and is a predicted model, not a curated record. Bases 134 to 1498 code for a protein of 454 amino acids.